CUACCGGACCCUGCGCUCCGCCAGACCCCGCCCCCUCCGCUCGGGAAGAUGGCGGCGCCCUUAGCGCAGCAGCUGGAGGAGCUGCUCAACCCCCGGCCCGACUUGCGAGACCCCGAGGAUGACGCGGAGGAAGCCACAGUUGCUAAAGUGAUUGACAGGUUUGAGGAUGAGACUGCAGAUGACAUUUUACCUGUUGGUAAUAUACGGAAAAAAGCUUCAGCCUCUCUCUUAGAAGCUGAUAAAAGGUACAGCGGAAAAGCAACAUCUCGCAAAGCCUUGCAGGAAGAGCUCUGGGGAGAUGCUCUGUCUGAAGAAGGAUCUGCUGAAGAAACCUUAGAUGAGUGGUAUAGUGGCAGUGAAGAUUCAGAAGACAAUGGCAGCUUGGGCAGUAAAACAGAGGAGCAGGCCAGCAGUGCUGGCAGUGACCAGGAGGAUAAUAUGGAAGAUGAUGGAGAGAGAGGUUCCUCUGCCAAAGCACCGAAGUUCAGUUUCCAGAAUGUCACGGACUUUGAGAAAUUUGCAGAGGGGAUGGAUGACGUUGGGAGCAGUGAUGGAGAAGAUGAAGAUGAUGCCAGCAUGGAAGAAGGAAGUGAUGAUGAGAAAUACGAGGGGGAAGACCACGACCACAUAAAAGGCACCAAUGACAACGAGGAUGACGGGGGGGUGAUGACGUUCUCAAAGGGACAAGCAAGUGAUGAGGUGGAAAAAGGAAAAGCGGUGAAGAAUCAGCUCGCGUUGUGGGAUCAGAUCUUGGAAGGCAGAAUCAAGAUGCAGAAGGCACUUGUAAUAGCCAACAGGCUUCCUCAGCCAGAUACUUUCCCCCUUUUCAGAAAGGAAGGUGGACAGGAAUUCGACAGUGCUGUGGAGAGCUGUUGUAAAGCCAUAGACACAUUGCUGGGAGUACUAGUGGACAUUCAGGAUGAGUUGCUUUAUCAAUGCCCGGGCACAAGGCACCUGGUAGAUGGAAAACAAUCAAAACCUGAGAGUGAUGAUGAAAUUCCCAGCAGCAGCGAUGAAGAGCCAGCAGGUGAAGCUCAGGAGAAGAGGAAGCGCCCUCCCAAACGAAAGCUGAAGGCGGAGGACUUCCCAGAGUUCAUAGCCAAGAGGUACAACGACUACAGGACGUACCGGAACAGCAUCCUGCAGAAAUGGCAUGAGAAGACAAAGCUGGCAUCUGGCAAGAUGGGCAAGGGUUUCGGCGCCUUUGAGCGUUCAAUCUUGACUCAGAUUGAUCAUAUUUUGAUGGACAAAGAGAGAUUGCUACGGCGGACACAGACCAAGCGAUCAGUGUACAGAGUGCUGGGGAAGAAGGAGCAGGAUUCCCAUCCAGCCCCUGAAUAUUUGCCUGAGAAUUCGGAAGUCCUCCCUGAGACAGAUUCCAACAGGCACCUAAAGGACAUAGAUGAGGAAAUAUUUGAUGAUGAUGACUUUUAUCACCAACUCCUUCGAGAACUGAUAGAGCGUAAAACCACUUCAUUGGACCCCAAUGAUCAAGUCGCCAUGGGCAGACAGUGGCUGGCCAUCCAGAAGCUACGAAGCAAAAUAAAGAAGAAAGUGGACAGGAAAGCCAGUAAAGGAAGGAGAAUCCGGUAUCAUGUCCAUAGCAAGCUGGUGAGCUUCAUGGCACCUAUUGACCACUGUACGAUGAAUGAUGAUGCCAGGUGAGAUAGAGCACCGUACUUCUCUAACAGCACACAGCCACAUUGGACAAGAAGAAUGCCACAUGUGCUUUAAACUGCAGGUGUAUUAAUAAGAAGGAGCCAAGCCUGUAUACAUGAGAGGGAAGCAGACACGAUAACACCUUUCUUCUGUGACAGAAGAAGGUAACUUUAUUGUUUCCACGUGUGAAUUACUACAUUGAAAAUGCCGUGUAUGCUUGACAGGGAUGUGACUGUGCUCUGAGCUGUUUUUUUUCUUGCUCAGGCACUUAAAAGACGUGACCCCAAAGUAAACAUGCAUCAGAACAGCAGAGUGCUCUGUGUUGCAGUGUGAGAAGUGUAAAAGUAUCAGUGAGCUGUGCAUAAAGAAGAGUAGCAAUAGAGCUGGCUGCACAUUCCUCAAGUUCUACCAGUGGCCACAGUGUCAGGUAGAUACCUGGAAAGUGGCAGUGAAUAAAUACGGAUGUGCAGAUGUGAAUGGGCAGAGUGGUGCUCAGGCUCUGGUUCUGCUGGGGCUGUGCCAAGCCCUCACAGCCCAGUUGCAGCCCCUUCACCACUGGGGCAAAAGCAGAAAGGAGUUGUCUGUGACUGCAGCACUGUGUUGCCCAGCCCCUUUGUGUGUGUUUGCACAGAUAACUGAAUGUAGGGAUAAAUCUGAGGCCUGGUUUUCCUGUACGUUUGAGCCAUCUUACGCUGCUCUGGCUGUGCAGAGAAGGGCAUAGCUUCUUGGCACAACUUAAAAUCGUGCCAGGUGAUGCUGGGGCUCACCUGAAGGCUCCUGGGUGGCGUUGGUGUGGCUGUGGGCAGCCAGGACUCUUGGGCACAUCAAGUUUAACACUGGCUGGGGAAACAAGGAGCAAAUGUUUGAGGAGAAACAACCUGUGUACUGUGUGGGGAAGGGGAUGGAUGGUCACUCCAGAAUUGUUUUACAGCCUGAAUUUCAAAAAAGAAACGUACAAGUAUAAUGCUGCCUUUGUCAACAUCACUGCCACGUUCUUUCUUAUUCUUGCUGCUGGUUGGAAUAAUAGCAUUCGUGCAGGCAAUUAAUCUUCCACUUGCCAGUUUUUCCAUGCACCCUACGCAUGGGCAUGGCUGUUUAACCUCGUGCUCACAUAUAUUAUGUUGUAAUGUGUGGGACACUGGUGGCCUCGAGCUCUCCUCUGUUUUAACCCCUCUCUGGUAGUAUUUUAAAACAUACACUGGAAAGUGAUUUUUAUGGUUAUCUUGGGGUAUAUGUUUAUAGACUUAAAUACAUUUAUGGUACUCUUGGGCCAAGGUUCUCCUAAUCGGUCCAAGGUCAUUGCUAUGUAAAUGGACCUGCCCUGUGACAAGGAAGCUGAAGGCAAAAGCUUGAAUGUGAGUGCCCUGCAGUGGUGGAUUGGAGGAGAGUAGUGGGCUCAGAAAGGAAUGGAUCUUUGUCAGAAUGGCAUCGUGUGGGUGUCACCUCCUGGCCUUCCCUUGAAAUGUGCUUUUCCUGUCUUCUCCACCUGGGGUCCCUCCUUUGACACCAGCAGCUGCAACAGAGCUGGCGAGCUGCCCUUCUUCUCUACUCUGUACCUUGGGAAAAGAGGCACAGGAGGUGACAGACCGAGCCUCGAGGUUCCCAGUAAAGGUGUGCAGGUCCAGAGCCAAAUGAGUGCAUUUUCGUAGCUGCAGGAGUGGAUCCUCCAACCAGUGUAGUUGUGAGGUCGGGUAAGGUCUGUGCUCCUGGGAGGACGUGAGUGGAUUCUGGUGGUGUUACAUCUCUGUCAGCUUUGAUAUAUGGACCUUCAGAUCUCUGCGCUGUACGUGUGUGCAGCAGAGAUGAAACGUGGACAUUUUGGAAGGAGGUCCAGUAUCAAAUUACUGCUCUGUUUGAGGAACAUCCUCAUCAUUUUACCUCUGGAGGAUGGGGAACUUGUGAAAGAGGCAUUCUUUAAGGACACAGAUGUUUGGUCCUCACGCCUUUAUCUCCUGAGACGACCCAGGUUAUUCUGACAGGUAAAACAAGAUUGUGCAAAUAUGCAACAGUGAUCUAAUCAGCUGGAACAACAGCAAUAUUUUAACUGGCGCUACCUUUUAACAGCAUCAUUAAGGGCUCUCAUUACUCUUUUAUUAGAGGCUCACUCUAUUUCUUAUCAGAUUACAGAAUGAACAUAACUCAUGGCACUGAUUUGAUCUCUUGUUAAAGAGGAUUACAGCUUUGCAUUAACUUGGAUUGACACGGUUUAUAAUUUGCUGUUGAUACACAUGCUGGUGGUGUCACAUGUUUGACCCCCCUCCCCACAGCACUGCUGAGGAAAAGGACACCCAUACAUCAUCAUUAAAGAUGGCACUGGUGCAGGAACGGGAGGCGAGGGGAGGCCUUCCUGCAGUAAGGCAGGCAGGACAAAAGAGUGCAUCCUCAGUGCAAGCUGAAGUUCAGUGCUGGCUGAAGGGCAGCUUUGGGAUGGGUCCUUUCUCACCUAAGUUAGCCCACAGGUUGCUGCUUUUGGGCAGAAUUGAUCGUGCACCAGGACCCUCUUUGCCUGGCAGAAGUUAUGUGGUCAUCGUGUCCUUGCUUGUAGGAGCUGUGGGCCGUGGGGGCUUCAGGUCCUGGCUGUGUGCCCCUGCUUGGUACGAGAGCAGCCGACCUGCUGUGCUUUUGGCUGCUUUAGUGCAUGCAGGCUGUGUCUGCUGGGGAGCAGAGUGAAGGCACAGCUUAUCCUGCUGCCAGGGAGCUGUGGAUUAGAGCUUUGCUUUUGGAUUCAGCCAGGAUGUUGCGUGCAUUCCCAAGCAGCUUUCUCACUUUUGGACUUAGUGCUGUUGCUCUGUCGCAGUGUGUCUUGCAGCAAGCAGAAGGGGGUACGUCGUAGGAAAUCCCGGUAUUAAAAGAUUAAUUUACUUAUGUGACAUAAGAUUUUAACGUAAGAAAAGUAUAAUAAAAAAAGUUGGUGAGAUAGCAGCCUUUAACGUAGCUCACUUUGUGCUGUGGGUAUUAAAACACCGUGAGACGAGAUUAAUGGGGGAAUUUGGGUGCUGAGAUUGUCAAUCCAGAACCAUUCAUCACGACAGAAGUCCCUGCCAGCAAGCAAAGCAUUUCUUCCUGAAACAACUGCAGCUCCUGUGCUGCGUGGAACAAGCACUGGCAACUGCCAGUGAGAAGAAUCCUUCCAAGUUUGUACAGGCACAGCCUGGAAGAACAUCAGUCCAGGUUUGCACCUGCGUUGUUGUGUGAAACAGAGCAGCGCUGGCAUCGGGGGCUGCCUCUACAGCGUGACAUUUUGGGCAUCGUUUGUUUGGUGGAUUUUGACCCCAUAACUUUUGGCUCAGCCUUAGAAGUCGACUCGUGUCGAUGCUGUUAUGUGCCCCAGGUGGCCUUAGGCUGCAGUGCUUGGAAGGGCUGCUGUUGGAGGAAGGAGUCACCAUACGUUUGGAGGCUGGCAGUAGUGAGGUGGUAUCCGUGCCCCCAGCUUGUGCCAAUGGGCUGAAAUCAUCGUGUCCCAGUGUCUGAUGUUUGACGUCCCUGGUAAGAAGACAGACGCCUCUGUUAUGGAAAUUUCCUGUUUAAAGGGAAAAAAAAAUAACCUGUUAAGAGCUGCAGGAUGAUUUGUCGUCCUUCCUUUGUGAGACAAUUUGUCUUCUCCUGCAUCAAAUCUGUUAUAAAACAGUCAAGCUGUGAAAGAGGGAAAUCAUCCUAGGAAUAUGGGAUGUUAAGGCACACAAAGAAUGGUCCCUCCGUGUGGGGUGUGCACAGCGUUACGGUGCCUGCUCUGCUCAAAUGCCCAUCUGAAACAAGGACCGAGAAGGCAACAUUUUAUGGAUUUCAUGGGGAAAUUAAAGCUGCUAGGAAACGUGAUGGCAGAGCGUGCUGGAGCUUUCUGAACCUUUCCGUCUUUUGCUGCUUCUCCUGCCACUUUUGCAUCUUUUAUAUGUCAUGUUGUAAAGGCUCACAUGAAACUGUGAAUGCUGUUGGGACUGAAAUCAGGAUGAGAAAGCUUCCUCUGCUGCAGUUGCUGAUUGUGUCGCAUGUGAGGCCGGUGAAGAGGCAAGAGGCCGUGUGCUGGCUUCAGGGGAGGGUGGGCAGCACCGGUGAUGGGUGAGCAUUGUGAAGCCUGGCAGAUUCCACGGGCAGCAGCCUGGCUGUCCACCUGCCAUUUCCCACUCCAUGGCCUCACUGUGCAGAGUCCCUUUGUUUAGGGCAGGAACCAGCUUCCUGAAAUGUUAUAAAUCUCGUGCCUGGUCUCAGGAGACAAACCAGAGGUCACAUGUCACCGCUCAUAAUUUAAAGCCAUGGGGCUAAAAGCAUUUGCACGGACUUGAAGGACCCAAUCCUGACCUGCCUGAACGAGAGGGAAUAGCAGCAGACCUUUCUGAAUCUCCUUCAAGCACUGGGCACGGCGAUGAGAGCCGUCUGCUGUGUAAUUUAUAGCUGGAGUUGUGUGUCUGGGGUUGGGUGCUGGGAAGUGAGGGAGAAAGAGAGAGAGAGUGCCAUCUCGUGGGGCUGCCAUUGGUGUGGGAUGGUCAUCGUGUCAUGGGGCUGCCAUCAGAGUGGGACGUUUGGCACAUCAUGGGGCUGCCAUCGACACAGAGCGGUCAUCGUGUUGUGGAGCUGCCAUCAGUGUGGAUCUGCUGUCAUCCUGUGGGCUUGCCAUCAUCUCCCAGGCCAACCAUCUCGCUGUCCUGCUGCCCUGCAGCCCCACAUGACCCCGCAGCACUGCAAGCACACCGCUGUGCUUUGCGCUGUGUUUUUGAGGCCCCUGGCUUUCAAAGACCCCCGGUAUUUGAGUGCUGCUCUGAUGAAGGCUGCCACUCGUUUUGCUCCCCAUCAAUCCUAGAAUUGUUGCUACAGAAGUGUCAGAGUGGGAAAUGCACGUUAGGUGUGUGAAAGCAGAGCCAAAUCCCAUAUGCUGCGUGCUGAUUUUGAGCAACACUUUGGGCCUGAGAUUGAGCAAGAAAGCACUGCAGCUUAUUGUACCUUCCUGGGUUCCUGCUGUGCUUGCUCGGAGCCCAGUAACCUAAAUUUCCUACUAGUGGACAAAAGAUUUCUUAGGAUACAGAUGGAAAACUUCCCAAGCAAAUGACAGGCAGCCUUCUGCGUUCAUCAGGUGUGUGCUUUUCAUCCUCCAUUUCUUGAGGGGUCUUCAUGCUGUCUCUUCCACUGGUUUUUGUGAAUUAAAAAUGCGUUGUUCCUGGUGGAGGAUGUCACGAGCAAUGGGGUAGUUGUAGUUAUUUCAAUACUGCUUGGGGCAUCUUCUAAAUUAUCUUUUUUUUUUCAUCCUGGAAGAGGAGAAGAAGGAAAAGGUACAUGGGAAAAGGCACAGCGAUGCGUUGGAGGGUAUUUUUAUAGAAGCAGCACAGCAGUGACUCGUGGCAGUGCUGUAUUAAUAGCACUCUGAAAAGAAAGAAGAAAAAAACCCACCAGAAAUGGAAUUUUUCCCCUUAAUUUUGUUCUUCUACCAGCGUGCAGAACUGUAUUUUUUUUUUUUAUUAAAAAAAAAGGAAAUGGCAUGAAUGUAAUUACACCAAGUGGCCCGGCGUUGGCCGUUCGGUGCUGUGUGGGGAUGGCUUUGUUUUCCCUUUUGUGUCUGAUGGAAGAGGGGCCGAGCAGUGGAGCUGGGGAGAAAUGCCCAAGUAAUGAAGGUGCCGUGCUCACACACAUGCUUUAUGGCACAUGGCUCUGUGGCUCGUGAUCAUUUGUUUCCAGAAACGGGUUUUAUGAUAAUACAGUAAAAAUAUUAAAUUAGAAAAUGCCUCACUAAGGGUGAUAAAACCUUACUACAGUGGAAAUAGGUAAUUAUCCCCUCUACAGCCUAAAUGACAGUUUAAAAGAAAUAAAAAUGUUAGUGCUCAUUACUUGCUUUUGUAGGUUGCAAUAAAGGGUAAGUUAAAUUUUAAUUCAAGGAAGACCCCUGCAUCGACCUGCUUCCUCGCACUGCACCUGAGCUGUGGGUGCUGUUCACUACUCAGCACGGCGUUGGCACCGCUGCCCCUCGCUGCUGAAGUCAUCUUCCCUUGUCCGAAGGCAGCAGCCUUGUGCUGGGCUGGCUUGGCUCAAGUCGGUGGCUCAGGUCUGAUGGUUAAUAGACGUGGGUGAGGGAGAGAAACUGGAUGUUUUUUAGCCAAAAUCCGGGCUCAUUACGCUUAGCCUUAAGGGGGCUGGGAGUAUUAAAAUCCACACUUACCCUGGUGAAUUGAAACAGAGACAAGGUUAAACCUGGAGGAUUGAUGAGUUUUACUCUCUGCAUGGUUAAAUCCUGCUGAGGGGAGAUGCUGUGAAAGAAGGGCAGCCUGGAUGGUGGGAGGAGGGGGGAAAGGAAGAAGGUUGUGUCGUCAUGUUUUCUUUAGCAGGGCAAAACGCUUGUUUUGAUUCAGAUCGGAGGGGCCCUCUGGCUUUGCAUCCCUGCUGGGUGUCUGCCCAUGCUUUCCUGGGCUGUUCCACGUUGGGUUUGGCAUCGUGCUGGGAGUAGAGGAGCAGUGCAGUGGGCAGGGAGGUGCUGGGCUGGCACUGCUGUGCUGCCUGCAAGGGCUGGAUGCUGCCUCCUGGGCACCAGCUGUGUCUAAAGAGUUGGGAAUGUGCAGAGGCUGUGCUGUCCCUGAGCAAAGUGUGGAGGGAGGGAGGGAGCAGUGUGUGAGCUGUGUUGAUAGCCGAGCUCCAGAACGCUCACUGCUGGAGCUCAGGGCUCUCUGGGUGCUGCUCACAGCGCUGACCCCUGCUGUCUUGCUCUCUGUAGCUCAUCACAGCUUUCCAAGCACUCAUUCUGCUUUCUAGAGGUGCCCUCUUGCUUUAAGGCAGGAACUCCUUCAGGCUCUGCACAAGAGCUGUAUCCCCACGCGUUCAUUUGCAGAAGGUAGAGCAGCCGACUGAUGAAUCACUUUCUGCACUGAAAUUAAGAGAUGUGACCCAGGGGGUUACGAAGGGCCCUGUCCUUGUGCUCUGCCUUUGUGCCACCACUGAGCUUCGUCCUUUGAAGCCACCGGUUCGUCCUGGAGCAGUGAGGAGCUCUGCUUGCUCAUCCCACACCUGAGUACAACCAGCGUAUUUCUUUCAAAGGGAAACUUGCUCCUGUGAUUUCAACUGCUGCACACGCGACAUUAAUUGGAAUCUUGUUGCUGGGCCGCGUUCGUUGCUUUUCAAGUACCAUCAAGUGCAAGAAAUUGUAUGGGAGGUAAAUUGUAGCCCCACGCAGGCUGUCUGAUUGAAUCUCCUUAUGGCUCUGCAGUCUCAAACAUCCCGUUAAAGUACUCCGUCGUGUUCUCUGACUUGAAGGCCCUAUGUGUAAAGGGCAAACUUUCAGAAAACCUACAACCUGUCUGGAGCGAGUCCUGCCCUUUGCUUGUGUUUAUUAAUGAAGAUCAUUAAAUGCAUUUUUAAUUAUAGACAGGCUUUCAUUCCAGGGAAUAACAUCUCCCUCCU
Tympanuchus pallidicinctus (lesser prairie-chicken) is the source of this 9033-nucleotide messenger RNA. RefSeq names its product apoptosis antagonizing transcription factor (gene AATF). The coding region runs from base 49 to 1665 and encodes 538 amino acids. Gene Ontology annotation, biological process: regulation of transcription by RNA polymerase II. Gene Ontology annotation, cellular component: nucleolus; nucleus. The record is from RefSeq and is a predicted model, not a curated record. NCBI's taxonomy places the organism in Eukaryota, Metazoa, Chordata, Aves, Galliformes, Phasianidae. The transcript is spliced from 12 exons.